AUGACAUAUUAUCGAAGUGCGAACCGCCCUCAGGCAUACGUCCCCGGUCCGUCACCUGCUAGCCAGCCUUAUUGGCGCCACGCAGAGGGAGUACCGUAUCGUACCCAGCUCUCUCCAGUACCUGCAAGGCUCAGCGAAGAAAACCUUGCGCGUCUGGAUCGCGGGCAGGCGAGAUCGUCUAUCUUUAUGUCGCAAGCUUACGGCUACAAUCGUGCAUUUUCCCCGUUCCAACCGACUUCCAGAUAUUCAAUUAGUACUUCAUAUCCUGCCUCGAGAUCGAGUGCCCUGUAUCCAUCGUCGCACUAUUCUUCAGAUUCACGACGGACACCAACGCCCUCAAUCAGUCCUUACAGUUCCCCUAGCGCACCGCCGAGCAGGAACCAUUCCCCUUUUCCCUCUCCUGGGCCUCCUCCAUACAUUUCUCCCAACUCGAAAAGGUAUCCCGAUGAUCAUACCCCGCCUCCCCCCCGGUUCAGUCCAAUGCACGACUAUCCUGACCCUCGACCCCUUGUACAUCGUUCCCCGAUGUACCAACAAGCUACGCACUUCAAUAAUGGGAAUAAUCCAUACGGCAGAACACGUUUUCCGCCAGGUAAUGUCGCUGGCCCAUUCCCACCCAUACAGAACCCUCAGUAUACACCUCGGGGAGCAUAUGAGAGUGAUGAAGAAGAUAGUUAUUCAGACGAGAGUGACGACUCGGAGUUUUCGAGCUUGACGGGAUCGAGCCUGUCUUCGAGUUCAGAGUUGGAGUUGUUUGAAGAGGAUUCCUACGACGGGGAUUACGAAGACGCGUCGAUUUAUGAAUCUCCUGGCGAUGCGGCCACCUUGUGA
Messenger RNA from Desarmillaria tabescens, 831 nucleotides. RefSeq lists its product as uncharacterized. Bases 1 to 831 code for a protein of 276 amino acids. The record is from RefSeq and is a predicted model, not a curated record. The transcript is spliced from 2 exons. NCBI's taxonomy places the organism in Eukaryota, Fungi, Basidiomycota, Agaricomycetes, Agaricales, Physalacriaceae.